Dendroctonus ponderosae (mountain pine beetle) is the source of this 2383-nucleotide messenger RNA. Its product is annotated as neutral ceramidase. Gene Ontology annotation, cellular component: extracellular region. Bases 162 to 2285 code for a protein of 707 amino acids. The transcript has 14 exons. NCBI's taxonomy places the organism in Eukaryota, Metazoa, Arthropoda, Insecta, Coleoptera, Curculionidae. The record is from RefSeq and is a predicted model, not a curated record. Gene Ontology annotation, biological process: long-chain fatty acid biosynthetic process; sphingosine biosynthetic process; ceramide catabolic process. Gene Ontology annotation, molecular function: N-acylsphingosine amidohydrolase activity.
UUUCUGCAAAAUAAGAACAGUUGUCCAGUUCGAUGGUUACGGGUAUGAAUGUGCGAGGCGACAGUGAGCGCGUUUUUGUUGUUUUGCGGAAAAUUCACAUAAAUCGACGUGAUUUCACCACGAAUUAUGAUGCCGAUUAACUGAUUUAUUUACUGGCAGAUAUGAAGAAACUCAUUGCCCUUCCAUCAUGCAACCAAACGCUUCUUCUCCUUUGGAUUUCCUCCGGAUUGUUACCGAUUGUGUUCGGAACAUAUCAAGUAGGAGUUGGUCGGGCUGAUAUGACUGGACCUUCAGCAGAAAUCACUCUUAUGGGAUAUGCAAAACUAACGCAAAAAGGCUGCGGAAUCCACUUGAGGCAAUUUGCCCGAGCCUUUAUUUUUGACGAUGGCACCACAAGAGUUGUCUUCGUAUCUGCUGAUGCCUGCAUGAUCUCCCAUGGACUCAAAAAUGCAGUGAUGGAGAAGCUGGAAACUAAAUACAACUCUACUUAUACGUUCGAAAAUUUCAUUUUGAGCGGAACUCACACUCAUGGAGCACCUGGAGGAUUUCUCAUGGAUGUUUUGUACGAUAUCACUCAACUGGGAUAUUGCAAGGAGACUUUGAAUGCUUAUGCCAAUGGAAUUUUUCUUGCCAUUCAGAGAGCUCACGAAAACAUCGUGGAAGCGCGAGUUUUCAUUAACUCCGUAGACGUUGUAAAUGCCAACAUAAAUCGCAGUCCUGCAUCAUACGAAAAGAAUCCUCAAGAAGAAAGAGACAAAUACGACUACAAUACUGACAAAACAUUGAGGCAGCUGAAAAUCACUCGUUCUUCAGACAAUGUGGUAAUUGGAGCCAUUAACUGGUAUGCUGUCCAUGCUGUUUCAGUCAAUAACACCAAUUGUUUGGUAACAGCUGAUAAUGUGGGGCAUGCUUCUAUUCUAUUGGAGGCUGAAUACAAUCCCAACAGCGUGAUAGGACAGGGCAGCUUUGUUGGAGCGUUUGCUUCGAGUAAUCUGGGCGAUGUUUCUCCCAACUUAAAAGGGCCGAUUUGCGUGAAUACCGGAGAAGAAUGCGACUAUCAAACCAGUACUUGCAAUGGGGAAAACAAGUACUGUAUUGCCAUGGGCCCGGGCGAUGAUAUGUAUGAGAGUGAGGAAAUUAUUGCAACUCGUCUAUUUGGGAAAGCCAAGGAACUACUGUUAAAUGAAACAUCCCAAGAAGUAACUGGACCAAUCAAGUACAUUCAUCAAUGGGUGGAAAUGGCUAAUCAAACCGCUCAGAUUCAGAACGCAAAUGGAACAAUCGAGACUGUGCACGGUUGUCUUCCGGCGAUGGGUUACGCAUUUGCAGCUGGCACAACCGACGGUCCAGGAGAAUUCGACUUCAAACAGGCCCAAAUCACUGAUAAUCCCUUUUGGAAUCUGAUACGGGACUUCAUUUUUCCGCCCGAACCCCAAGAUAUUGAGUGCCAUUAUCCGAAGCCCAUUCUAAUGAACACCGGGCGGUUGACUGUGCCAUACUCCUGGCAGCCAAAGAUAGUUUCCACGCAGAUUCUUCUGCUGGGAAACUUUGCCAUGAUUGCUGUUCCAGGGGAAUUUACCACCAUGUCUGGCAGAAGACUUCGAGACACCGUAAAAACCGCUCUUAUUUCCAGCGGCGGCGAUCCGACCACCGAAGUGGUGCUGACUGGACUCAGCAACACCUAUACUAGCUACAUUGCCACGUUCGAGGAAUAUCAGCUUCAGAGAUAUGAAGGAGCCGCCACUAUUUUCGGGCCGCACACCUUGCAAAUCUACCAGUCGAUAUACAAGAAUCUUGCGGAAGCGAUUAUACAGGAUAGGAAAGUGGCUGCUGGUCCGUUACCCGAGGAUUUAUCCAAGAAGAAUCUGCUGUCGCUGAUCACUCCGGUUAUUUUCGAUACGGCCGGCUGGUUUUGGAACUUUGGCGAUGUCACUCAACAACCCCCAGAUGCGGCGAAAAUUGGUGAUUCUGUUUCAGUCAAAUUUAUCGCAGGACAUCCGAGAAACGACCUAAUGAGCGAGAAGACUUUCCUGACAGUGGAAAAGCAGAAUGGUGCCAAUAAUUGGACUGUGAUGGCAACUGAUGCCAAUUUUGAAACAAAGUUUAUAUGGAAAAGAACCAAUGUGAUCAAGGGUGGAAGUGAGGUAGAAAUUCGGUGGCUGAUUCGAGACAAUGUGGAGCCAGGAACGUACCGAAUAAGCCAUUUUGGGAAUUUCAAAUAUAUCCUAGGUGGAAUCUAUCCAUACAAGGGAACGAGCAAAAGCUUUGUGGUGACCAAAUCAUGAUUAAAGUGCCUUUGGUAGGCAAUCAAGUCUUUAACGAGUGCCAUUGUAGGUGUUAUGGAAAAUCUUGCCAAAUAAAAACCAAAACUGACUCUGAAAAA